GAGGUUGAGAAAUACUGAUAUACCCAAUUGUGGCCUGAUAAACACAAGCGGGGAGAGGGAGAGUUUCUGCAAUAUAGAAAAUAAUGAUGCAGGGUAAAAUGAUUUAUACUUGAUUUGUUCUUUAUCCUGCAGUUUUCACCAAAAAUGGUUCCCAUGGGGAAUAAAAGGGCGUCCACCUUAAUUCGGGCUACAGCUGUAAAGCACAACUCCCAUCAUGCUAAACACUGCUAUAGAGAACAGACUCUCCAGAUGUUCCUGAACUACAACUCCCAGCAUUCCUCGUCAUCGGCUACAGUGGCUGGAAUUUCUGGAAUUUGUAAAUUAAUAUCUGAAGGACCGUAAGGUGUCUGGCGCGGUGCGUUUAGAAAAGAAAGCACAGGCUUCUCCGAGGGAACGUUACUGUUUGCCAUGACGAACGUGAAUCAAAUCUGUCAGGGAACUCGGUUUCCCAGCAACGCUGCGCUGGGUGAGUGGCAAGAGUUACAUCACGUGAUCCGGACUCGAUGGCGUCACACUUGCGCGCCAUCGCCAGGAAGUUAUAUCUCUAUGAUGACAAAGUUUCCGAUUAAAGAAAUCACUUCCGGCUUGGGCCUGGAGGGUGGGGGGAGCUGUUGGUUGCGAACAGGGAGUGUGCUGCGCGUGAGUUGUCGCGGUGGCGGUUGUCAUGGCAGCGGCGGCGGCCGGGCCCGGAGGAGGCGAAACGGCCUCCGCGGCAGAGGGAGGCGGCGGGGGAGGGGACCGGGGGAGCCCCCCCGGCUCGGACCCACGACGCCUGGGGCCGGGGGGGCGAGAGGAAGAGGAGGCGCCGAGGCAAGGCAGCGCGGGGGGCCCGGGCAGCCAGAGCCGCCCGUCUUCGUCGCCGCCCUCUCGCGAGGCUGAAGUCACCGUGGAGAUUGGAGAGACCUACCUGUGUCGGCGAGGGGACGGGACGUGGCAUUCUGCAGAGGUGAUUCAGUCUCGGCUCAACGAGCAAGAAGCCAGAGAGGAAUUUUAUGUUCACUAUGUAGGAUUCAACCGACGUCUGGAUGAGUGGGUGGAUAAGAACCGCCUGGCCCUCACCAAGACAGUCAAAGAUGCUGUGCAGAAGAACACUGAUCAAUACAUGAAUGAACUUUCUGAGCAGCCAGAGCGCAAGAUCACUCGCAAUCAGAAGCGCAAACAUGACGAAAUCAACCAUGUCCAAAAGACUUACGCUGAGAUGGAUCCUACUACAGCAGCUUUGGAGAAGGAACAUGAAGCAAUCACCAAAGUGAAAUAUGUGGACAAAAUCCAUAUUGGGAACUAUGAGAUUGAUGCAUGGUAUUUCUCACCAUUCCCAGAAGACUAUGGGAAGCAGCCCAAGCUGUGGAUCUGUGAAUACUGCCUCAAGUACAUGAAGUUUGAGAAGACUUACCGCUAUCACCUUGGGCAAUGUCAGUGGCGACAACCACCAGGGAAAGAAAUCUACCGCAAAAACAACAUCUCAGUAUAUGAGGUGGAUGGCAAAGAUCACAAGAUUUAUUGCCAGAAUUUGUGUCUUUUGGCCAAACUGUUCCUGGAUCAUAAGACCCUCUACUUUGAUGUGGAGCCCUUUGUCUUCUACAUCCUUACUGAGGUUGACAGGCAAGGAGCCCAUAUUGUUGGCUACUUUUCCAAGGAGAAGGAAUCCCCCGAUGGAAAUAAUGUGGCUUGCAUCCUUACCUUGCCCCCCUACCAGAGGCGGGGUUAUGGGAAAUUCCUCAUUGCAUUCAGCUAUGAGCUCUCCAAACUUGAAAGCACAGUGGGAUCCCCCGAGAAGCCCCUUUCGGACCUCGGCAAGCUGAGCUACCGUAGCUAUUGGUCUUGGGUGUUACUAGAGAUCCUUCGGGAUUUCCGAGGCACUCUUUCCAUCAAGGAUCUCAGCCAGAUGACCAGCAUCACGCAGAAUGACAUCAUCAGUACCUUGCAGUCAUUGAACAUGGUCAAGUAUUGGAAGGGGCAGCAUGUCAUCUGUGUCACUCCAAAGUUGGUUGAGGAGCAUCUCAAAAGUGCUCAGUAUAAGAAGCCUCCUAUCACAGUGGAUUCUCUCUGCCUGAGAUGGGCACCUCCCAAGCACAAGCAAGCCAAGAUUUCCAAGAAGUGAAGGAAAAACUGACAUGAAAAACUGAAGGGGCUUGGCCUCAGUAUACAUCCACUUUUUAUUUUAGAAGAUGUUCAGUAAUUUAGCAUUGAUGUCAGUUUUGUACUGAAUGGGUAUACAUGGAACAGGUGGGUCAGGGUUAUGAGAAGGACAGAUGUUAUCGAGUGUUGCAGGAACUCUGUCCAAGUGGGUUCAUUUGAAUGAAGACUACUUAUCCCUUUUUUUCUUCUGUUGCUUGACAUUGAGCUCCAUUUCUUUCCUUCUUGCCAAACCUGGUGUCUUACUCUAAGAUAGAACUGGUAUCCACACUCUUAUAAUAAGAGGAACAGAUAGAGUCCUAUUAUUUCUUAUUGACCUACAACGAUUGACAGUUCUAACCUACUCUAGCUAGAGACUUUAGGAUACUGCCACUCCCAGAAUCAAGCAGGUUAUUAAAUAUAGCAGAAUCUUGGUAGUACAAGAUCUGAGCAGUAAAUAAACACAUGGGUGGGAUAUUUGAGGAGCAUGUGGUCAGUGAAAGUUGGAGGCACUGAUUACCAUCAGCAGUAUUGAAAAAUAGAGAUUACAGACUAUCCUAGGAAGGAAGAUCAGCUUCCCCAAAAGAGGUGCUGGAGAACCUGUCAGCCUUGUUCAAAAUAUUGAAAAAUCUGUGUCUUCUGUAAUUCUUGAGAAAAAAGUCUCUCUGGGUAGAUCUGUUGUCACUCUCCGUGUCUUCAAAAGGAGGGAAGUUUGAAAGUUCCAUCAAAGGUCUUACUAGAUCUAGUUAUACUAGAUAAGUAGUUUGAAUCCUUUCACUGUCCCACACUAUUAACAAUGUGGGAAAAGAGAAACAGCAACAACGUUUUGAAGUAGUAUCUCUUGCCCCACAGUCAACUUUGCUGACAAAAAUAACAGAAGUGAUAGAGUUGAAUGCUUGGUAGCCAGUAGCAGGAGAGUCAAGAUUUGGGUGCUAUGACUCAGGAAAAAAAAAGUGGAAAUAGGCACAUAUAACAGUUAAAAGUCCUAUGUCACUUCUAGCUGUAAGGUGUUCCAUAGUGCAGUGGGGCUUAUAUGAUGUAACCAAAAGGAAAUUAACCAAUUUCUUUUGCAGAGCUUCAAAGUAAAUGGUUCUCUAUAGCAGGGUUCCUCAACCUUGGCAACUUUAAGACGGGUGGACUUCCCCUUGCUGGCUGGCGAAUUCUGGGAGUUGAAGUCCACCCGUCCAAGGAUGAGGAACCCUGCUUUAUAGAAACAAAGUAUUGAAAGAAGUCGGAAGAACCGUGCUUUUGCCUUAGGUGCACUUCUCAAUGACAGCCUUUACCCAGAUGAAUGGACGAACUCCAGAUAGGAGAAAACUAUUAUUACUUGGCAUUUCCCCUUCCAUUGUAUGAACUGCAUUUGGUGGUGAUCAAAUGAGAAGGGACUUUUCAAAAAGAUCAGAAGUGUCUUGAACCGAUCAAGUGGGCCGAAGAGAAAAACUUGCGACUAUUUAUGCAACCAGUUUCCACGAGGGUCCUUGCAUGCUUUUAAUGCUGGGGCCAGUGAUUUUGGAAGGGGCCCUGGAGCUUGUGGUAGAUGUAUUGGGUAGAAACAUCUAUUCAUAUAGUCGCCCUGCUGUAGUUUUUAUGUGUACACCAUAUAUAUAGUGUGUUCUGUUUAAGAAAUAUUUUAAUAAAAAACUUAUAAAACAA
Molecule: messenger RNA, 3768 nt
Organism: Python bivittatus (Burmese python)
Lineage: Eukaryota; Metazoa; Chordata; Lepidosauria; Squamata; Pythonidae
Gene: KAT8
Product: lysine acetyltransferase 8
Biological process (GO): regulation of DNA-templated transcription
Cellular component (GO): NSL complex; NuA4 histone acetyltransferase complex; MSL complex
Molecular function (GO): histone H4K16 acetyltransferase activity
Source: RefSeq, a predicted model, not a curated record